AAGCACACAUUCUCGAGUAGUCAUCAAGAGCUUGACAUAGCAAGCACAAGUCGAAAAUGAUCUUCCGAGCCCUACCAAUCUUCGCCAUCCUUGGAGUGGCUGCUGUUCUGGCUGUGCCACUUGCUCAAGACGGCUCUUCUUCCGACGUUAACAAACCAAGCAACUCUGGUCAAAAUGCUUCGCCUCAACUCAAGGACAAAACCAAUGACAUCCUUGCAAAUCUGCAGAAUCUCGUCGACUCCGCCGAAAAAACUGUCCAGAAACAGUUGAAGGAUAUUGCUGACGAAACUGCUCAUGUUACAAACAAUGUAACAGGUCAAGCCAAAGAUAUCCAACAGAAAACUCAAAAUCUCGUGAGUAAUGCCGCGAAUUUGUUGGACAAGACUCUUGAGCAAAUCCAUAAUGCGACCACCCAGGUUGUGGGCAAUGCUAAAAAAACUGCCCAAAGUGAAAUAAGCAAAGCUAAGGACAGUUUGGCUCAACUGAGUGAUCAGAUCAAAAAAGACAUCGCUGUUGUGAAAGACCCCAAAGUUGCCAAUGAACUCCAACAAAAAUUGGGAGACCUUAUCCAAAAGGGUUCUAAUGCUUUGGACCAAGCUAACAAUGACUUGCUAAAAUCGGUAGAUGCUGUUAAAAAUAACACUGCUAAGGCUUUUAACAAUGUGAAAUCAAAUGCACAGAAAGCACUGCAAAAUGCUCAGAACACAGCUUCAAAUCUAGCGCAAGAUGCAGGAAAAGACGUUACUGACACUUUAAAACAAGUAAAGAAUGACGUAGGCAAAGUACAGAAUGAAACCGCAGCAGUCAUGGGAUCUGUUGGCAAGAUUAUCAAGGAUAAAAUUAAUGCUGUCAAACAAAACGUUAAUAACAUUAUCAACAAAGCGAAAAACAUCUUAAACGAAGCAGUGAAUGAUGUUAAACAGGAAGCUAAACAGAUCGCAGACGGUAUCAAAAGCGAUGCUGAGGAUGUCAAGAACGUAGUUAACAAAAUUGUAGGUGAUGCUAAGAAUGGGGUUUCUAAUAUCAUUAACCAGGUCGGUGAAGCUCUGAAGAAUACUACGCAAGCAAUUGAAAAAGAAGCUGGUCACAUUGUUGACGGAGUUACAAAUGUCAUUUCUAAAAUCAAUGACUCUCUUACAAAGACAUUGGGCAAUAUUCUGCAAUCUGUAGGGAAAAUCCUUGACUCCGUUGGACAGAAAAUCAAAGAAAUAAAUCAGAAAGCUGGGGGAGUCCUCCAAAAUGUGACGCACGCAAUUGAAAAUCAAGUCAAGAAUGCCCAAGAUAAUGUCUCCAAAUUGGUGGGUAACAUACAAAAUGGUAUCCAACAACAAUUGCAAGCAGUUAAGAAUAACAUUGCUAACGCCAAGAAUGGUAACGACAAAGUCAAGGCAGCAUUGAAAGACAACGUUGAAAAGGUUGCUCAGGGGCUUAACCACACUGUAGGUAAUUUGGAGAACAAUCUUAAGAACGCUCUCCAGCAUGCAAAGGAUAAUGCUAAGAACAUUGUUGGCAACUUGACGGCUACAAAUGGCAACAUUCUGCACAGUAUCCAUAAUGUUCUAACCGGCCUUGCAAAUGCAAACCAUCACCUUCUGGAUGAUGUAAAAAAUUCGACAAAGAAGGCUUUGGCAAAUGCUGUGAACAUUGCCGCCGAUUUAGUCCAUAAUGCCGAAAACAUAGUUGAUAACCUUGCACAUGAUGGUGGCGAUCUCGUAAAGGGUACUGUCUCUACUGUUCACGACAUCAUUGGCGGUGUUGUGGAUGGCAUUCACAAUGUCGCGAAAGGCGCGGUUGGACUGGUUAAAGAUAUAGUAGGCAAUGUUGCUAAUGGAUUGGGAGACGUUGUACACACUGUUGGAGAUGGCAUAAAGAAUGUUGUUGGCUUUGUUCACGAUCUUCUUGGUAAUUUGGGCCAUGGUCUUGGAGAUGGCAUAAAAGAUUUUGUACAGACAGGUAACAAUCUUCUUGGAAACUUAGUUAACGGUGCUGGAGACGGUUUGAAAGAUAUUGUGAAUACCGGUAACAAUUUGCUUGGCAACAUAGUCCAUGGUCUUGGAGAUGGUUUAAAUAAUGUUGUGAAGGCAGGUUCUGAUUUGGCUGGCAACUUAGUUCAUGAUCUUGGAGAUGGUGUAAAUAGUGUUGUAAACACGGGUGUUGAUGCUGCUGGUAAUUUGGUCAAUGGUAUUGGAGACGGAAUAAACGGUGCUGCGAAGACAGGUUCCGAUAUUACUAAUGGUGUCGUUAAUACCGUUGGAGAUGGUAUAAAGGGUGCUGCAGAUAUCGGUUCUGAUGUCGUUAACGGUGUUGCUGAUGGUAUCUCAGGCGUACUCGGCCUGCUUGGUUAAGUACCAAAUAUAAAUUGCACACCUGAUGUUAUCUACGAUGAAACAACAGCACGAAUCGAAAAUUAAAAGAAGAAACUAGUACCAGACUUUGGCAUUAAAAUUUUAAUUCAAGAAUCAAAGAAAAUAGACAAAUGACGUGUUCAAAACUGGUACAAGCUCGGUUUAAACGAAAAAGUAUAUAUUAUUUUGUUAUAAAUAAUUGU
Nomia melanderi (Alkali bee) is the source of this 2548-nucleotide messenger RNA. RefSeq lists its product as uncharacterized. Gene Ontology annotation, molecular function: lipid binding. Gene Ontology annotation, biological process: lipoprotein metabolic process; lipid transport. NCBI's taxonomy places the organism in Eukaryota, Metazoa, Arthropoda, Insecta, Hymenoptera, Halictidae. Gene Ontology annotation, cellular component: extracellular region. The record is from RefSeq and is a predicted model, not a curated record.